Ectocarpus siliculosus is the source of this 1448-nucleotide messenger RNA. NCBI's taxonomy places the organism in Eukaryota, Phaeophyceae, Ectocarpales, Ectocarpaceae. The record is from the annotation of a GenBank genome assembly.
UGCUACACGAUCGAGGUAGCUACCAGAGCCAACCUACGCGCUCACACGUACGUGAGGACCCACACACACACACCCAUCCGAACGAUGGUUGUACUCGUGUGGAGACUGCUGCUGCUGCCGCUCUUCCUGCUACUUUCCCCCUCCACUCGUGAUGGUGUCGAAGCUUUCGCCUUCACCACGCCAAAUCCCGGCGCAGCGCGCGCGAGGGCUGCGGCACUACCACCACGCGUCGGUGCUCCCCGGACUAUGGCUUCGGCAGGGCCACCCUUCUUCCCGUGCAGGGUGGCGGCGGCGGCGGAGCGAAGUAGCUGGGCGACGAGCGCAACGAAGAGGGGGAAGGAAGGCGACGACGAUGGCGACAGGAUCGACAUGCUGACGGGGAGCGGGCUGCGCGGCGUGGACACGAGCAAGCUCACGGGAAACGAGAAGCGGGACGCUGAUUGGUUCCUCCGCACGAACUCCCGUGAGCUCGUGUGGUUCGAAGACCCGGUGUUCUACCUCGGCCUGUGCUUGAUUGUCCCGGUGGUCGGCCUCGUGUGGGGCGCCUUGAAUUGCUACGUCCCCGGAAUCUGCCCCUCCACGUUGUAGAUGUAUUUUAUUGUGCGCAUGAUGCGAUAGAGCGGGGGUGGGCUUGCUCCCGGACAGAUGUAUUUUUUGUUCGGACAGAGUCGCUCGACGAGGAGCUUGAGGUAUGCGUAUCUUCCCACCAGUGUAGGCGUAACACGAGCGCGCAGCUGCUACAGUGUUGUUGGUGGUGCAGGGAUAGGAAGGGGAAGAAUGAUCAGGAUGGAACUGUUGCGUACUUCUCUUUUCUCCCUCCAUCUUGCAAGUACUUGUUGUCAAGAUAUAUAAGUCGAAGCAUACAAUGGGCAUGCGAUCAAUAAAGCCGGUACACGUGAGCUUUCAGGCCACGACCACGGACAAGAAAUACCCCGUGCGGCGGGACGCCCCGGAAAUGUUUAUUAUGAGGGUCGUAUAGACAGCAAAUCUUGCGAGCAGUCCGAUGGUCUCUAGAGAUGCACAUGGUACUCCCCAGCGUGUCACCUAAGCUUAUUGUGGGACGAGCACAAUAUAAAGCUUAGUAUCUAUGUACAGCAGUAUACCGAGGUCGUUCGUCCUCGUCGCAGUUUGCGCGAGAAAUGUCAUGCAUCAGCCACCAAGAAGGGGCGUGCAUGAUCCUAGAGACACGGUAGGGGAAGGGUGCAAGGGUUUUCAUUUAUCCGUGCCAAGAAAAACGCAGCGGCAAGUAGAGCGACGUCAGCGGCAGUAAGGAGAACACCGGAUGACUGCUUCCGGUGGCGUUUGCCGCGAUUUGAGGCUGGGUGAACGCCGUGUAUCGUGAUUUUGUGAAACGCCCGGAUUUUGGUGCGCCGGAGACAGUUUGACGGGGAACCGGUCGUGGAAUUGACGUUGGCUCCAGGCGAAUACGACGAGGGUGUGUUGGUUUG